ACAGGGCCUCCGAAAAUAGCAUUGUCAAUAACAUUAUUUCAGAAAAUAACAAUAAAUUACGCAUUUCGGCGGGUUCAGCCAUCUACCGUGAUAAUUUAUUGAUGUGCUUUGUGAUAUUACAUAAUUUGUGACAGUUACCUUUAUAUAAUAAUGUUAGCGUUUUACCAGCCAUCUUCUCGCUUCCAGUCGUUCAGAAGAACUGGAAUCGCUGGUUGUCUGCGUUGCUAGUUGCAGCUCAUUUGGCAGCGCUCACUUUUCAAUUUUCACUUCUCAAGCCUCCAAGACCUCAUCCAGCAUGGUUCGCGCUAUCCGCCCCCCUCGCCCUACCUACACGAACUCCCAAGUCUCGGGGUUUUACUUCCGCCCGUGUCGCGACGAGAACGACGAGGUGAUUCUCGAGUAUUUCCGUUGCCGUUGUGGCACGGUUCGGAAGCAAACCCAUAGGAACGGGUACUCCAACCUGAUGCAACAUAUCAGGCGGGAGCACCCUGACUACGAGACCGUCAUGCUCGACGCUACGACGGCGGAGACAGGCUCCCUCGUGAACUUCGUCCGCCACUCGGCGCUCAACCUCCACGGCUGGAUGGUUUGGAUUGUCAUGUGCAACCUGCCACUCUCUUUUUGUGAGAGCCGAGAAGCUCGGCGGUACGUGUAUGCAUAAGGUCAUUGUGUUUACAUUACUACGGAAACUAACAACUUUACUUUAUGGAUGUUAUUCAGCUACUCCAGCCUGGACCCCAUCUCGGAGGAAACGCUGCGGGCUGGCAUGGACGGGGUCGUCGUCGCCGUCGAGCGUUCGAUUCCGUCGGAGCUCCCAGCACGCUUCGGCAUCAUGCUCGACGGCUGGACACACGCAUCUGAGCACUACAUCGCCGUGUUCGCGUGCUAUGAGGUGAACGGCUGUCCCAAGACAACGCUACUCAGCAUGGCCCCGCUGCUGGACGCGCUGGACGACGAUCUCUCCGCGCAGGGCCAUCUCGAGUUUCUAGCGACCAUGCUGCCGCGCGAUUACGGCGUACAGCUGGCGCAGUGUCGCUUCCUCGUAGCUGACAACUGCGCCGUAAACCGGCGGCUGGCAACUCUUAUGAGUGUGCCGCUUGUUGGUUGCGCAAGCCACCGCCUGAACCUUGCUGUUCAGGCGGACAUGGUGUCGCAUGAGGAGGACCUGGCUGCUGUGCAGGCGCUCAUGGUAAAAUUGCGUACUCUCACCCAAUCUGCCAAACUACGGUUGAAAACGCCACUUCGGCCUGUCAUUCGCCAGAACACGCGCUGGAGCUCUACGUUCGAGAUGGUACGGCGCUACCUCCAGCUCCUCGAGUUUCUUGACGCCGAAGACGACGACCUCAUGGACCUGCUGCCGCCGCCGGCGAUGAACAAGCAACUGCGGGCAUUGUACCAGGAGCUGUGCGACAUCGAGUCGGUCUCGAAGGCCCUUCAAGGCCACGACGUCGACCUGCUGGACGUUCGCGAGUGGUUCGACGAGCUGAUCGCUGUCAAGCCACAAUAUGGGCGCUACAUUG
This is a messenger RNA of Phytophthora sojae, 1520 nucleotides long. RefSeq lists its product as hypothetical. The transcript has 2 exons. The record is from RefSeq and is a predicted model, not a curated record. NCBI's taxonomy places the organism in Eukaryota, Oomycota, Peronosporomycetes, Peronosporales, Peronosporaceae. The annotation marks the transcript as partial.